Molecule: messenger RNA, 3576 nt
Organism: Pundamilia nyererei
Lineage: Eukaryota; Metazoa; Chordata; Actinopteri; Cichliformes; Cichlidae
Gene: fam222aa
Product: family with sequence similarity 222 member Aa
Exons: 3
Coding region: 955-2514 (519 amino acids)
Source: RefSeq, a predicted model, not a curated record
GGCAGAAGGGCAGGACCGCAUCCCGGAGCUGCCAGAAGUAGCUAGCUCUUUAUCCAGUCGUAACCUUUUCCUGUUUGGUUAAUAUUACCAAAGAGAGCCUUUCGGGGCUUUGCCGUCAAGGUUACUCCACAGCCUCACCUGGAAAUUUAAGUCUGAAUCGAGAGGCAACACAUCUCAGAGCGUCUGCCGACACCUCGGAUAAAGUGACGGACGGAGCAGAGCCUGCUCUCCGGGAUUUUACAUCGCAUCGCAUCAGUUUAGGAUAUUCAGGCAGCUACUUUGGCCCAGCCUUGAUCUCUUUCAGGGUACCUUCACACAAUAUUGCCUAGAUGAAAACAUUUGAAUGAUACAUUUCUCAUAAGGUCGUCAAAAUUGAGCAGGCGGACCACGAAACCCAUGCGUAACAGCGGGGGGAUUUUUUUGGAAUACUGCGUAGCCGCUAAACCUACCCAGUGUGUCGGUUAAGAGUUCUGCUAUUUGGAGAUAUCUUCAAGCGAGAGGAAGAUCAACCGGGACCCUGUACCUACUUUGAUUCGGAGGCUAAACGGUGAAAACCCGAAGCACACUUGGUGCGCAAUCCUUCUGAGGACGCUCUUGAAAUUGCCGACCUGCGCUUUUGCCCUCGACAAAAAUUGGCAGCCGAAUCGAGAAAAAAAGGCAAAGCUUAUUAACUUUGCAUGCUAGAGGCUAGAGUGUGGAAUCUAAUUUGCAGGGUUACCGCUACAUUUGCAUACCGUCGGAAGACGAGGAUAAACUUAAUCAACAUUUGACAUCGACAAAGCAGCAUCUGGAUUUUGGGGCAACAGAAUGAAUCCGUUUUAAUUUGGACCGCAGAAGUAUGAGGCAGAUUGCUCAGUGAAUGCUACGAUCUGCAUGGAGUUCUAGUGUACACUACGGAGCAAUUUAUGGUUGGCCGCAGAACUCCCCCGGCUGUUGUACUGUGCCCACCUCGCCAUGCUGGCCUGUUUGCAGAGGAGGCAAAACCCUCAACCCCAGCACCCAGUGUGUGCCAGCAAGACCCUGGAGCCACCACAAGCCCUUGGACGGAAAUGUGAACUAGUAGUGCCCACACACUCCCCUCGCUACCCCACUGCAGCAGAACUUGAUGCCUAUGCUCAGAAGACAGCCAACAGCCCGCUGUCCAUCAAGAUCUUCCCCACCAACAUCAGGGUUCCCCAGCACAAGCACCUUAACCGGACUGUAAAUGGAUAUGACACCACAGGCCAACGCUAUAGUCCCUACCCACACCUCCACACAGGGGGCUACCAGGGUCUCCUUGCUAUUGUUAAGUCCUCCUCCUCGUCAUCGUCAUCAUCGUCAACAUCCACCUUCGUCUCUUCAAAAGGUGUUCUCAAGAACUCCGAAGGCAGACGGACUAAGCUCUCUCCAGCCCACAUAGCUGUUGCCCCAUACCCGCCCCCUAGUAGUAGCACUUUAGCCAGUGGCCAUGGCCAAAUGGUAUACCACACUGGGCCCUCAAAGCCUCCAGAAGGCCCCAGACUGUCAGUGCCCCCAAAUGUCACUGUAGCUGGCUCAGUGAUCCCUGUAACGGGGGGCCGAGGCCUGGCCUUGCCCACGCAAUCCAACCUUCCCUCCAUUCAGAGCAUCAUCUAUCAGAUCAACCAACAUUGCCAGGCCCAGGCUCUGCAGCAGGUGUGUCAAGGGGCUGCCACCGCACCAUCGAAUUCCAGCCCUUCCAAGCAGGGCGCGGCUGUCAUGGGGGUCUCUUCUAACUCCUCCGGUGGAGGCUAUGUGGUAGGAAUGGGUCCCCAGGCUAACAUGGUAUAUACAGGUCAGGGGCUGCCGGCUCAGAACUCAGAGGCGAUGAAGACUGGUGUGUACGCAGAUGGUAUGGACUACAUACUAUGGCAGAAGCAGCAGCAACAUCAGCAGCAACAGCAGCAGCAACAGGCUGUGCUCCGCAUGUACAGUGGAGGCAGUGGAGGAGGGGGCGCCAUCAGCAAGUCCCCGGAAACUUGUGUUCCAGGAGGAGGGAUUAUGGGUGCCCAGGUGUCCUCCUCUUCUUCUAGACCUUACCACCUGACUGCCAGUGCCAGUGGAGGAGGCGGGCUGGACAAAGUCAGCUCUUCCCCUUUGAACUGCGUGGGUAUGCACGGAAACUUCUCAGUGGGUCAGUACUUUGCGCCACCGUGGAACAGCGUGCUGGUGACACCUGACAGUGACUGCUACAAUCCCCAGGAGCUUUUGGGCACCUCCACCGGAGGGCCGGCCACAGGGCACAGAGAGAUGGGCUACCCUCACCACCAUCACCACUAUCACCAUCACCACCCUGCUAUAGACAGCGGGGGAGGUUUGUGCUGCAGCCUGCCCAGCAAAAGCUUGUGCAACACGUCUGUGCUGAGCAGCAGCUUGCAGUCUCUGGAGUACCUGAUCAACGACAUCCACCCACCCUGCAUCAAGGAGCAGAUGCUUGGCAAAGGCUACGAGACUGUGUCUGUGCCACGUCUCUUAGACCACCAGCAUGCACACAUCCGCCUCCCUGUUUACAGAUAGAGGGGGAAGUAAAGGAAACGAAUCAAGAGUUGUGAAUUUGUGAAGAUUCUCCAAGUUUAAAAAACAAAACAAAAAAAAAAACCAGAUGUUUUUUUUGGGAGGGGGGGCAGGGGGUUGAUGCGAGUGCCACUGCUUUAACUAGUGUGGGUGCUUAGAGAAGAGCAGUUGUCGUGCUGUGUGGCCCUAGGUUUGGUGGUUUCAAGGUAGGCUGUGGAAAUCCCAAAUACAAAAAGUGGUAGUGAUUGCCAGUGGGAAUGAAAAGGGAUUUCAUGAUUCUCCUGAUGUUCCAGCUUGUGGUUUGCCAAUAGGAUUUUGAAUUAAUUAUAUUUUUUGGUCUCCUGUUUUUGUUUUGUUUCUUGUUUUUGUUUUUUUCUCAUGCCUGAACUUGUUUUGACCAGAAUCAUAGCUUGACAUGAAGUGCAUAAGCCACUUGUAUCCCCAUUCUAAAUACUAAGGAUGAAGCUACUGUGUAGGUUGUCACUGAAAUGGUCACAAAAGGGCCAAUAUUUAGGGCUGCUCUCAAAAUCCAAACUCUGUAACAGUACACACACGUGAACACCUACAAAAGACAAAAAAACAAAACAUGUACUGACAAGUGAGAAGACUAUAGGCUGUACUCGGGUGUUAUGUACAAGGAUCAUAAGGUUGAGUUAAAAGGCUAGUACGAUAUUAGUUAUUAUUGCUGUUAUAAUAAUUGAUACAUAAAUUGCACUGCUUGAAUUUUGUUAACUUUGAAGUUUGGAAUUGGGUAGUUUGGAUAUGAUAUAUUUAAGAAACUUGAAAAACUUGAACCUAUUUUUUGUUGUUUGAUAUAUUUGUAGGUAUAUUAUAUGUAUUUGGCUGCUAUGGGGAAAAGUGUCUCAAAUGCUUUUUUUUUUUUUCAAUUUAAUUUUAUUCUUUUCCACUUUUUGUUUUGAUGACUUAAUAAUUUCUCCUCUGGCUGACGUGCAGUUUCUUAUGUCCUGGUGUGAGGCAUAGUUGCUGCUUUGGUUCUGUAAGAACCUGUUUGGAGAGCUGUUUUUUUUCCUAACCAACACUGGAAUCAUACAAUACAAUAAAUAC